AUGAUUUCUUCUAAUAAAGGAAAUAUCAGUGUCAAAGGUGAUACGAUAGGGCCUUGGAAAUUAGGUGAGACUUUGGGGUUAGGUAGUACCGGUAAAGUUCAAUUGGCCUACAAUGAAUCUACUAAUCAACAAGCUGCUAUUAAAGUUAUAUCGAAAUCUGUUUUUAGUAGUAUGGGUAAUAAUAGUUCAAUGGUUUCUUCAACGCCAGAUUCCUUGAGUUAUGGAAUUGAAAGGGAAAUUAUUAUUAUGAAACUAUUAAAUCAUCCAAAUGUUUUAAGAUUAUAUGAUGUUUGGGAAACAAACAAUAAUUUAUAUAUGGUUUUGGAAUAUGCAGAAAAAGGUGAACUUUUCAACUUAUUAGUUGAAAAGGGACCAUUGCCUGAAAAUGAAGCUAUAAGGUUUUUCAGACAAAUUAUAAUUGGUAUGUCUUAUUGUCAUGCUUUAGGUAUUGUCCAUCGUGAUUUGAAACCAGAAAAUAUUUUAUUAGAUCAUAAAUUAAAUAUAAAAAUUGCAGAUUUUGGUAUGGCUGCUUUAGAAACUGAAGAUAAGUUAUUAGAAACUUCAUGUGGUUCUCCACAUUAUGCUGCACCAGAAAUCGUAUCAGGUUUACCUUAUCAUGGUUUAGAAACUGAUGUGUGGUCAUGUGGUGUUAUUUUAUUUGCAUUGUUAACUGGUAGAUUGCCAUUUGAUGAAGAAGAUGGUAAUAUUAGAAACUUAUUAUUGAAAGUCCAAAAGGGUGAAUUCGAAAUGCCAGGUGAUGAUGAGAUAUCUAAAGAAGCUCAAGAUUUAUUAUAUAAAAUUCUUGUGGUAGAUCCGGAGAAGAGAAUUAAAUCUAGAGAAAUCUUAAAACAUCCAUUGUUGCAAAAAUAUCCAAGCAUUAAAGAUUCUAAAACUAUUAGAAAUUUACCAAGAGAGGAUACUUACUUGAAUCCAUUAAUAGGAAAUGAUGGUGGGGACGCGACAAUUGAUAAGACAAUUUUACAAAACUUAGUUGUGUUAUGGCAUGGUAGAAAUGAAGAUGACAUCGCAAAAAAAUUGAGAGAGCCAGGCGCUAACGCAGAGAAAACUCUUUAUGCAUUGUUAUAUCGCUUCAAAGUUGAUUCAGAACAAGAAGCUUUGAAAAAUAGUCAAAUUAAAAAGAGACAAUCUAUUAUUUCAAAUAAUAAUCUUAAGUCUGGUAAUAUUAACACAACCACGCCUCAAAAGAAGAAAAAUAGAAAUUCUGUAAUUAGUGUUUCCUCUUCUCAUAAAAGACCAGUCUCAUUAAAUAGACUAUCUACUAUUCAAAAUGGUAAGGAUGUAAUUAGUGUUCCUUCAAGUAGUAAUACCACACCAGGUUCUUCCAAAAGGAUAUCGAUGAGCUUGUCGUCAAAUAAGGGAUCUAAAAUACUUCCUCAAAGUAAUAGCGGCUCACCAACUCCUGCUCCAAGAAAUAAACGUAUGUCAGUACAAAACCUUGAAACAUCUUCAAAUCCACCCCCAAUUCCUGUAGAUAUGUUAAAGGAUUAUGGAAAUUCUACAUCAUCACAUGCUAAUGCUAAAAGAGCCUCAAGAAUUAGUAAAAGGUUAUCAGUUCUUCCUAAUGCUAAACGUGGUUCAAUCACAACCAAGAUUAUAUCUACAUAUGCUAAACUAUCCGAAGAUGAUGAUUGGGAAUUCAUAGAGAAAGAAACUAAAAGAGUUAGUUCUGAUUUUGCAACUUUAAUUGAUGAAAUAUUUGAACAUGAGAAAUAUGAACAAAUUAGAAAGGAAAAAGAAGAAUUGGAAAGGAAAGUUAGGGAAAAUAAAGAGCGUGAAGAAAGACAAAAAAGGCAAAAGGAAGUAGAAUUAGCCGCAAUUGCAAGAGAACGAGAGGAACUUCAAAGGAGAUUAGAAGAAGAGGAAACUCAGAUAACUAAAGAGCUGCAACAGGAUACUAAAAAUUUCCAAGAAGAUGAAGUUGUUCAUAAAAAUGUUAGGUCCAUAUCUUCACCAGUAGAGAAUGGAAAUGAAGCUAAAUCUGAAGAAGAUGCAUCAGGUCAACGUUCAUUUUCUUUGCAAACAAGACCAGUUUCAAAGUUAGAUCCCGGUAUUAAAUGCGGUAGUAAUAAACCUGUACAAAUGGAAGAAAUUGUUGAAGAUGAAUUAGACAAAACCAUCGAUUCUCAGAAAGUCAUCUUGGAGACAAUUAGACGUUCUAAGUUUUUGGGCUCAUCAUUCAACAUUGAUAAAGAAUUGAAACAAGUUAAAAAGGAUGCUGAGGUUAAAAGAAUGAGGAAAAGUCAAAAAGAGGAUCGUGAUGUAUCGGGAAGAAUAGUUUCAGAAACUAAUGAACAAUAUGAAACCCAAGUUUUACCUAAAAAUGCAACCGCUUUUGGUGCUUUGAAAGAUGAUAGUGAGGAAGUAGAGCCUAGAAAAAUAUCAGACAUUCAAGUUCCUCAGUUUACUAGAAAAUCUAAAUUAUUUACAGAUUCGAAUAAAAGGUUAUCAGUCCUUUCAAUUUAUUCUUCUACUCAGUCAUAUACUAAUUUAGCAAAUGUUUUGAAGGAAGGAGGUGUUGACAUUGGUGUCAACGAAGGUUCUAAUAAUGUUGAGGUAUCUGAAGAACCAGAAUUCCAAUUCGAAACAGUGGGAACUGAAAUUGAGAACAAUAAAUAUGAAGAGGAGAAAGAAAUAGAAAAUGAAAAUAACCUUUCACAAGGCGCUAAUAUUAAAUUAAAUUAUGCUGACAGAUUUGAUACAGCUGGAAAUGUUAAUGAAGUUAAACUACCAACUUUACCACCCUUAGGAGAUGAUAAAGUUUCGGAUGGUUUGGGUAUUUAUAGUUCUAAAAGUGGAUCAGAAGGAAAUGAAAGUAAACCUGUUCCUAGUAUAAAAGAAAAUAAAUCUGAAGAGACAUUAAAGGAAAAGAAUGUGGAACCAAAGCCACCAUUGAAUGAUGUCGUUCCAAAAACAAGGGAUACUAAGAAAACGAAUGUAGUACAAAAUAAUAAUGCUAAGCAUUCUUCAGAUAAACCAAGAAGCACAUCUUUUUUCAGAAAAAUAUCUAAAGGUUUAACAGUCCAAAAUGAUACAACUGGUUAUGACGUUAAGUUGUUUUCUAAUGUGUCUGUAACCCAACUAUACAACGGUUUAUUCAAUUUAUUAAAAGGUUGGAAAGAUUAUGGAUUAAAAGAAAUUAAAAGUAAUAAAGAAGCUUUUUCUAUUAGUGUUCGUUUAUCCAGUGAUAAUAUAUUAUCAUUGAGGUCAACAUUUGUAGAUAUGGUUGUUUUUUCAGAAGGUAAGCAUAGUGUAAUUGGAUUUAGAAAGAAAUCUGGGUCUAGUAAAACAUUGAAAAGAUUAACAUCUGAAGUUGAAAAAGUACUAAGGAAAGAAGGUGUUUUAGCCAAAUAG
Molecule: messenger RNA, 3372 nt
Organism: Vanderwaltozyma polyspora DSM 70294
Lineage: Eukaryota; Fungi; Ascomycota; Saccharomycetes; Saccharomycetales; Saccharomycetaceae
Gene: GIN4
Product: protein kinase GIN4
Exons: 1
Coding region: 1-3372 (1123 amino acids)
Biological process (GO): protein phosphorylation; microtubule cytoskeleton organization; intracellular signal transduction
Cellular component (GO): cytoplasm
Molecular function (GO): protein serine/threonine kinase activity; ATP binding; tau-protein kinase activity
Source: RefSeq, a predicted model, not a curated record